Ruditapes philippinarum (Manila clam) is the source of this 1835-nucleotide messenger RNA. RefSeq lists its product as uncharacterized. The transcript is spliced from 2 exons. The record is from RefSeq and is a predicted model, not a curated record. NCBI's taxonomy places the organism in Eukaryota, Metazoa, Mollusca, Bivalvia, Venerida, Veneridae. The coding region runs from base 638 to 1006 and encodes 122 amino acids.
UUUAAAUCUGGAGAAGUGGAGCUUUACUGUUUGAGAGAAUUAAACCUGGAGUCGUGCUGCUUUAACGUUUAAGAGAACUAAACCUGGAGUCGUGCUGCUUUAACGUUUAAGAGAAUUAAACCUGGAGUCGUGCUGCUUUAACGUUUAAGAGAAUUAAACCUGGAGUCGUGCUGCUUUAAUGUUUGAAAAAAUGGAAGAGCGGACUGCUUUAACGUUUAAGAGAAUGUUAAUGAGCCUUGUUCUUUGUAAAUCAUUCAAUCAAUACUCGAUGAACAAAACACCUAAUUACUUACCCUUUUUAACGUAUAUAUUUAAACUAAAGUCGCUUCAAAUUUCAAAACUCUUAAUUCACGGCAUGUUAAUAGAACAAAUGCUAGGCUAUGAAGCAGAAGGAUUCACACGACCUGUUCUUGAAAUAAUACAUAAUCUAGACCUCAUUUUUAAAGUUUGUUGAUUAAGAUUUAAAUGAUAUGAACAUGUAUUAUUUUUGAGUAUGAUACAAUGACAAUUAUGUGAAAAUUAUUAAACAGAAUUAAAUAAUUUAAUUAGAAGAACAAAAAUAAAGGGAUAAAGGGAAUUAACCUGAAAUAGAUUAAAGGAUUUUUAAAAUAUAAAGUUCGGCAAGUGGCUAUUUAAAAUGCAGAAGUCACAUUUUUCAGACCUGGAUCGCUACUGGAACAUAACACAUUAUCGCAGACCAAGUAAAUUUGCGCCUCAUAAUAUUCCAUACAAAGGAGAAUCCUUACUUGCCAGGCAGUUCGAAUACUCAAAUUUUCCAUAUACGUACGCUUACGAUGUACCAAACGUAAUAACAUAUCCUAGGUCACUGUACGGUAGAGGUUUUGGGAUCCAGUCGGAAUACGGUUACCGGCAACCAUACGGACUCCGUUCGGAGUUGUUCGGCCACAGGUACCCGCCGUAUCUGACAGACGACGAGUACGACUAUUACCGAGAGCUGACAUAUCCUAGGUUUAGCAGAUACCAUAGCCCACGGCACUAUUAUUGAUUUCCGGUCAAAUUGACUUCCGGUUUUGUGAUGUUUUGGUAUAAAGUAUGUUCCUACUUCUAUAUAUGAGGCAGCUCAUCAACCUAUGUACAUAUGCAAUAAUUAAGAAGACUUAUCUACUAUGACUCACACAUCAUAAUGUUUGCACAAGGAGACCUACUGAGAACGAAAUCAUGAACGAUAUUCAUUUAAGACACACAUUAUUUAAAGUGCUACUUCCCCUAACUGGUAAAUAUUAAAUUGCAUCGACUCGUAUGAACUCCGAAGACGGCCUCACCUUCUUUAACAGUUAACAUAUUCAAUAUUUAUUGUUUUGUCACGUGAGGAUGUUUGUGUCUGUGACGUCAUUAAUUAUGAAAAUACCAAUAUGGCGGCAUUCAUACUUGAUAUUUAGGAUAUAUUGACCCUUUUUGUCAGUUCUAGCCUAUUAAAGCCUAUUAAAAAACAAUAAUACAUACAACAAUAACUGUGAUAUGACCUUCACUUAUGUGUUAAUCCUAACAUCCUCAGACUGAGUUAAAUAUACAGAAUGUAUAGCAUAUAUAAGAAUAUGCGAGGGAUAUCGUAAAGAAAUUUCUGACGUGCUUUAAAAGAAAUUGGUCUAUAAUUUGUUUGUUUGAAUUGGCUUUAAGUUACACCGACACAGUAUAGGUCAUAUGGCGACGUUCCAGCUGAAGACCUCAGGUGCCCUUCCGUGCUUUAUUUCAGGCACGAUCGGGCAACUGAGAAGAACUACCGACGUUCUGUAAGUUGACUGGAUAGCUUCCUCACAUGGCGCCAUAAAUAAUAAUUGUUUUCGUAUCAAGUGGCAUAAUACGAGGCAACAAAC